AUGUCUGCGUCCAUGAGAGCCAGUUCGGCGCCAAGUUCACCGAAGCCGGAGCCAACACCGGACACCCGAGGUGACGUGGCAGAAGUGAAUUUUCAAGUCCCAGGAGAGAGCAGAAAGACACACCUUCCUCCUGUCAGCAACCAGAUCAUCCCAGAUGAACUGCUGGUCAGCCUCACUUCCACUGUCUGCAACAGCAGCACGCUGGGGCACACUGCACACCAUCGACACUGCAAGGGCUGUGGAAUCAGACGGCCGGAUGCAGUCUGGCAUCACCCGCUCGGACGCAACAAAUACAAAUACUUUCUGGAGCAGCCGACGUCCCUGACUGGAGCCGGCAGGGAUAUUUCGUUUCUGUGUGAUGCUAUGGUAAACCAGAGGAAGACAGCACCCCUCCCACCAUUGACUGACAGGCAUGGCAAUGGCAACACACAAGACUUGAGCAUCUCAGAAAGUCUGAUCCCGGAAGAAUAUCGCAUUGUGAAAAACAAAGGGCUGCAGAGCCUCGAGUUCUACGAGGAUGCAUUCACAGUGCAGCUGCAGGAUGAUGAGAAGAAGCUACGGGUCUUCCCUUCGCUGAGGCCCAGUGGCAGAAUGGAAGUGGUCCAGCUGAUGAGGAUGAUGGACGACAUGCUGGUGAAGGCUGGAGUGGAUCAGCAGAGUGAGGAGCUGACUGAGCUCUCCCAGAUGGAGGCUCUGCUGGAGCUGGUGCAGGUGGAGCAGAACAUCUACAACAUUGUUUUCCAUGAGCUGAUCAGGCAGGUCAGCGUGAGCUGUGCUGAGAGAGGACAGCUGCUUGCCAAACUCAGACAGCGCUACCAGUCCCUGUUCGAGCGAAUCCCCCGCCGUCUGAAGGCUCUGCACACUGAGGCAGUGGCGCAGCGAGCUCUGGACCGCCGGCUCACCGAGGAGAUUCUCCGCAUCAAGACGUCCAUUCAGCAGCUCAGCACCGAACUGUCCAGGAUCAGAGACCACGAUGCCUUUGUGUCCCAGCAGGCAGAGGACGCUCACCAGCAGCUGGCUGGGGCACUCGAGCAGACUCACACCAACUCAGAUGUUGUCCAGGGUUACCACGAGCUGUAUGAGCUGCAGAGGGGUCGUCUUGAGGCUCAGCUGCUCCAGAUGACUGAGGAGAGAGACUACUGGAGCCAGAUCACCCUCUGCCUGGCCCUCAAGGUGAUCAGUGUGAAGAAGCUGCAGCUGAUCAGUCGGCUGCAUAUCAGUGAACGGAGCUGGUUCAAGACAGCAGAGCACUGCAGCCUUUACCUCACUUCAAAGGACACAGAGGACCUGAAUGUCAUCAUGGAGCUUACAGACGACUGGAAAAAGCAACUGGCUGCAUUCACGUCCCAGCUGAAGAAGACUGAGCAUGCUCAUUGUGAACAGAUCGGUGCCAUCCAGCAAGGCAUCGCUGAGUGGAUCAACGUCUGCACCACAGAGAACAAGGGUCCUGACCCAAAAUAUGAGGAAGUGUCGCUGGAAAAGAUUCAUGCUGAUUUGAAGCAGUGGUCAAAUAUAUUGGCCCUCCAGUGUGAGUGCUACCAAGGUGAGAAGCUGCUUUGCUGCCAGCAGACACUGGCUGACCUUGGCUGUGUCCAGGAAAGAUGGCUGAAAAUGAGCCUUCAGCUGUUCAGAAGACACCCUUCUCCCGAUGGUGAACCCCCUGGAGGCCAGAAGGCCUUAAGAGAGCUGGACAGGGUUCUAUCUGGGCUCCUCAAGCGGCUCGACACGCAAGUCAGCGGAGAGAGUGGGAUCCAUGGACAGAUCACAGCACUGCUGGGGUUAGUGGAGUCCUGGAUUGCCAAGCUUGGUGCAGUGAUUGGUCGGCCAGGAAAGAUGUCCGUCUGUGAUUGGCUGAAACUGGAGAAGGCAUUGUGCAAUUGGCAGAGUUUGGCUGAAAAGGCCUUGCAGAACAUCUCCAGCAUGCAGACAGAGAGUGAAAACAAAAACAAGCACGACAUAUAUACAGAGACAGAAAACGCAUUAGACAAAGUGCAGGAGUUCAUAACCAGCCUGUCAAACUUUACUGAUGGUGAGAACCAGAGACUCAGUGAGGAGGUUAGUUCUAUUCAUAUGGCUCAGACCCGCUGGAUGUUGAAUCUGUUGCUCCACAUGGUACCUGACCAUAGUGAGGACCAGAACCAAGAACAAGAUAGGCACUCCAUUACAAACAUCUCAAUACAGACACUGGAUGAGGAUGCCAUGAAUCUGGCAGAGAAACUGGACUAUUUUUCCAGAUACAUCACCAGCUCUUGCAAGCUGAUUCUGGAGGAGCAGAUGCAGCAGAACCCACAUGAAGCCGAGGGUGAAAAUGAAAUGAAUGAGUGCAGAAAGCUGCAGACGGAGUGUAUUGAUUGGGUGGAGACCAGUAUAAUCCUGCUCUCAGGAGUGAAAGGUGGUCCUGUGGAGCUGCCUGUCAGACAGGCUGACCCCGCCUCCAGCAGUGAUGUCCCAGUCUCUCCAGCAGACAGCGUGGAGACUCUGGUGAAUGAAGGAGUUUCAGCAGAACCUGCAGCAGACAGUGAGGUCAAAGAUGCGGCAGAACAGAGAGAGGGGGAGCUAACGGUUUUCGAGAGCCCAGUGGUAAAGCUGAUCGGCUAUGAUGGAAACAUAACGCACAGAAAGCUGGGAGAGAGCAGUGUCCACCUGAAUGGGACUGAGGAGCUGGUUGUGUCUCCGCUGACAGAUGAAACCCAGAAAGCUUUUAGUGAUCUGACCACAGUGGGAUUACUGCAGCAGGAACUGCAUGAGUCAGAGCUGCGGGUCCAGAGUGCCGAGCACCGGGCCCUGAAGGCUGAAGAAGCCCUGCAGGCAGCUCUGGAGAAGAUUCAGGACCUGGAGAGACAACUGCAGGGUCGACCAAGUCUGGAGCCCAAAAGUAGUGAAGAAAAAAAGAAAACACCACCACCUACUCCACCACCAGUAACACCUCCAGCUCCUCCAAAGAAAAGCACAGCUGAAGUCAAACCAACAAGCAGCACCAAAAGGACCAAGAAACGGUGAUGUGACAUGUGAUCAGCAGGUGUUACACUUUAUAUAUAUCUAUGAGACCAACCACGUCUCACUUUUCGGGUUUUAUGUUUCGUGUUGCACUCCAUCACAGUCACCUCCAUUAAACCAUGAAAGGACACAGGAAACAAAAACAAGAAUGAAUCAUUCUCCAGUGCUGUAUAAAAGUAUAAAAUAUUUCCAGUAUUCAGACUAGUUGGCUGUUGUAUGAUAACGAAUACAGUGAUGUUACCAUUUACAUUAUGGCUUGCUGUGGUUAGUUUAACCUUGUGAUAUGUAUUUAACUCCAUGGCAGGUUUGUUUC
Molecule: messenger RNA, 3310 nt
Organism: Chelmon rostratus (copperband butterflyfish)
Lineage: Eukaryota; Metazoa; Chordata; Actinopteri; Chaetodontiformes; Chaetodontidae
Gene: axdnd1
Product: axonemal dynein light chain domain containing 1
Exons: 25
Coding region: 1-3000 (999 amino acids)
Source: RefSeq, a predicted model, not a curated record